Molecule: messenger RNA, 2195 nt
Organism: Caenorhabditis elegans
Lineage: Eukaryota; Metazoa; Nematoda; Chromadorea; Rhabditida; Rhabditidae
Gene: twk-34
Product: Potassium channel domain-containing protein
Exons: 10
Coding region: 100-1776 (558 amino acids)
Biological process (GO): potassium ion transmembrane transport
Cellular component (GO): membrane
Molecular function (GO): potassium channel activity
Source: RefSeq, marked reviewed
UUUUCCUUCAAUACAGUCUCGUCAUAUCAGUCAAUUCAGAAUUUCUUCAGAAAAGUCGCACGAUAUUCUCAUUUGAUCUAUUCACGUCAAAGACCAAAAAUGAUUACCGCAAAGGUGACAAUCCCGACAAGAAAUGGUCCCGCGAAUUCUCAUCAGGCAGUUUUGGAAGAAAUCGACGAGGAGGAAGACGGCGGGGUGAAACCGGAAAAUCCGGAGCCGCCGGUGAAUAAUGUUGCUCCAGCAGAAGAAAGCCAAGAGCCAAAGCUAACCCCACUUGAAGAAAGAGAGCGAAAAAAGAACCGUGUUCACCCAACAAUGCAGAACCUUCCACUCUCGCGUAGCAACUCAUCGACGAGUCUUUCAAAGGUUGAAGCCGUCGAAAAGUAUUACGAGAGAAAUGCUCAUACCGUAUCAGGAUUUCAAAGGAAUCAAGACACAUUUGGACAGCUUCAGAGAAGAUAUAAGCCGAGACAAGAUGCAAUUAGUGUGCUCAGUAGUCCAGGAGCUCUCGGUGAACCUGUGAUGCCAACUGACCGGCACUUUGAUAGAUCCAUGUAUUGGUUCGCAUUCCAUCGGAAACAAAUUGGUCUCAGACAUAUAAUGGUGGCUCUGAUGGUACUGAGCUACACGAUUUUUGGAGCAUUCAUGUUUUGGACAGUGGAAAGUCGAAAUGAAAGAGCUGUUACUCUGGAACGUGUCACUAACUUGGAGAAUUUGCUAAAUAUACUUGCUACAAAUAUCACCGAAAUCGUGAACAAUCCAAAUACAACAACGACGGAGGCAGAAAUGCAAGUUUACAUUAGGGAAGCCUACGUAUCACUGAUGAAACUCGAGGGGCAGUACAAGGGAAGUACCUACUACAAACUGGAAGAUCACGGGAAAAACUGGAAAUGGACAUUCGAAAGUGCAUUUUUCUUCAGUAUGAAUGUCUAUACAACUACCGGAUACGGGUCGAUCGCACCGGAAUCCAUACUUGGACAGGUUCUCGUCUGCCUGUACGGAUUCAUUUUUGUCCCCGUCACACUUGUGGCGCUCAGGGAUCUUGGACAGUUUUUCUUGGUGCAUUUAACAAAACUUUAUGCUCAAUUGAUACAGAGAUGGAGAGAAAUAAACGGAGACACAAGUAUAGACGUAAACGAAAUCAUCAAAAUCCCCAUCAAAGCCUGUCUCCUACUCCUGGCUCUUUACCUUGCAUUUUGCACAAUAUUUAUCCACGUAUUCGAUGAGCUCAGUGGAGAUGAAUCUGGAAGUGGAAUGUCUGUAUUCCUUUGUUUCUACUUUUCAUUCAUAUCUCUAAGUACAAUUGGUUUGGGAGAUAUCAUGCCGAAUAAUGCUACGUUCUCGCCUAUCAUCUCUAUCAUGUUUUUCUUUGGUAUGGCACUCACCAAGGUCGUCAACAGGAACACUUUUAUAGCUGUCGAGAAUGGUAUUUUUGGUGCCCUGACCCUCGUCGAAAACAAGCUUGAUGGAAUUGUCAGAAAAGGCAAGGAAAUGCCGGAUGAGCAGAAGCAACCGAAAGCUUUAACUCCCCAAAUGAUACAGAGAGCUCUGAGUGUGGAAGACUACGGUGCUGCUCAAAGAGAAAACAAGAAUGAGGUGAUGAACAAUUUCACGGUCAGAUCUAUCGCAACAUUUAUGAAAUCGAAUACGGAUAUUUAUGGAGGAGGAUUUGGAAGAGUUCAACUUCGAAGAGGAGAUCUUAUGGGAAGUGAUCAUCAAAUGACCACAUCAUCUGAAAAAACAUCAACUAGUCAUCAUCCGGAAUCUCAAGUUUAGUCUCCAAAAAUACCUGCCUGGGUGUCUAGGUCCCCUUUAAAAAGAAUUACGCCUACCUUGUAGUCACUCAGGUAGGCAAGGAAAAAAUUUAACGCAUUCUGACAAAACGAGAUUAAUUUCAUUUGAAAGUGCAUACUUCAGAAGGGUUAUUUCCGAUUUGAGUACUAGCUCAAACAUAAGGUUUCAAAUGAGACUAAUUCGGUUUUUUUCCUCGACUAUAGAUUAGAUAAUGCAAACUUUUGACAUUUUGAAAUUAUUUUUGUACUGUACGUUUUUCAUCUUUCCCCUACUGACAACAACACAAAUUACUGGUAUUUUCUUUUUUUUUUUCUUUACUUUUUAUUGAGCAUUCAAUUGAAUAAACUAUCAUAAAACUGAUUUGUUUUCUCUGUGAAAAAAAUCAGUUAGCCAUUGGUUGC